Oppia nitens is the source of this 768-nucleotide messenger RNA. RefSeq lists its product as uncharacterized. The transcript has 2 exons. The record is from RefSeq and is a predicted model, not a curated record. Bases 176 to 766 code for a protein of 196 amino acids. Lineage: Eukaryota; Metazoa; Arthropoda; Arachnida; Sarcoptiformes; Oppiidae.
AAACGACUUUUAAGUCAACAAAAGUCGUGCCCUGACCUCGAAAUCCGAGUUCACAUUGAAGACGCCUUUCUGGGUUGACUACCAGUGCAUCACAGUGUGACCGGAGUUGCGAACAGUUGUUUUCUUAAAAGCAUUUCCUAAAAGUUUGAGUUUGUCUUCAGAAAAGUCGCAAAAUAUGAGUGUUUUUUCGGUUUUUUCGGUUUUUUCGGCGAUUUCUUUGACUUUGUUUUGUUCUUUCGUGAAAUGUGAGUCGACUUUAGGUCCGGAAAGAGAAGGAAGAGGAGAAGGAAGAGGAGAAAGAGGAGAAGGAAGAGGAGAAAGAGGAGAAAGAGGAGAAAGAGGACGUUCCUUCGAAAACACAAUAAAGAAUUGCAUUCAGACGUGUCGUCGRCUGUUGUUUCGCGGCGAUAAAGACCUGAAUUACUGUAUAGAAGGAUGUCGUAUAAGAAUUUACCGCAAAAUAUAUGAAUGUGUUUACGAACAGUGCAACGAAAAGGGAAACGGAAUUCCAACCAAAUUCAGUCGCGAACAAUACCACCAAUGCGUCUAUUUGUGUAAAGUCAAACCCAAGUUCAAACCCAUCCAAACCACCGCCACUACACCCACUAUAGCGCCCCUUCCCGGCGUCCCCACCUCACCCGCUCCAACCACAUCAAUGGCAACUCCCGUUCCGAAGAAUCACUUCAUUCCUCUGGAAUACCAUUACUUCAGUGAAAAGAAACGCAAAAACUAUAAAGAAGUGAAAAACAAUGGCAUAAAAGUCUGAUU